This is a messenger RNA of Anneissia japonica, 2336 nucleotides long. Its product is annotated as cytoskeleton-associated protein 2-like. The transcript is spliced from 7 exons. The record is from RefSeq and is a predicted model, not a curated record. NCBI's taxonomy places the organism in Eukaryota, Metazoa, Echinodermata, Crinoidea, Comatulida, Comatulidae. The coding region runs from base 1014 to 2213 and encodes 399 amino acids. Gene Ontology annotation, cellular component: microtubule cytoskeleton. Gene Ontology annotation, biological process: negative regulation of microtubule depolymerization.
AAGGGUUGUAUUAUUGGGAUUCUUGUUCUAAAAGCCAUUUACAUUGCUUCUGUUGGUGCUUUGGCAAAAAGGAGUGUACGUCUAUUCAUGGAGGAAAUAUAAUAUAUUUCCUCCAUGGUCUAUUAUACCACUACACAGUAGUGCAGUAUUUAGUUCAUAACACGGAAGGGACAAAAGCGGAAAACUGGUUUACAAAUCGAAGAAUAACAUUCUAAAAUGCGAUAAUUUUGAAAGUGGUUAUAAGCAGCGAUCGCCAAUAAGGUUACACUGGUGAAGAAGCAGCAACGAAAUCGUAUUUUGAUCACGAUAGCGUGGAUGGAACGGAAUAUGAUUUCUAUGAUGCUAGAAUUAAUAAUAGCAGCAAGGAGCUACGAAUGCUUUCGACUGUGGGUGACGAUGGUGAAGGUACAAUAAGCCGUUUUUUUUAACUUGGGGGGAGUUGACCUGCUUUGUGCUUUGUUUAUUUGAAGGACGUGCUUAGAUUGGCUUAUUUUAUGGGACAUGCUGAACAACUUCCAUCAGCCAAAAUAAAACGCAAUGCACCUGCACUCACAACCUCGUAGGCCUAUGCAGUAGACCAACUUAAUUUACGGGCUUAUGUUUACGUUCAGAGCUCUGGCAAAAUCAUUUGUGGAUGUUACGCGAUACCUAAUUAUUUGUCUUGUGAAAGGAAUUGGUAAUUUAGAUUAUGGAGGCGAGAUUGGAACAAUGGAGGAUGCAGAAGACAAACAGGACACCACAAACCAGAAGGCAACCGACUGAUAGGAAAAAGCUACCUUGCGGCAAAAACUUGAUUAGUUUUAAAACACAACAAAAAGGUCAAAUGUCAAGAAGUGUUCCAAGUUCAAGGAGGAAACAAAGAUCAAAACAGGAGGAUAGGUCAGCACAGGGACAAAGGUCUGUACUAGCUCUACGGUCAAAACAACAGGAUGUUCAUCAACGCAAAGAGACAAGCUCCGAUCUAACCAUGAGAGAAAAACUUGAAGCCUGGCUUGUUGAGAAAAAAAAAGCGAAUGGAAUUUGAAAAAGCAGAGAUUAAGAUUCGACCAUGGAACAGUAAUAAGAGGAAGCUAGCAGUGAGUCGCCUGGAUUGGCAGCCAGACACAAGCUUCAAACUAAGAGACAUUGUAACAAGCAAAUACCGGGGGUACUACGGUCAAGCAAAAGCUUGUAAGUUAACUCCUGGUCAACUCCUUUGUCCUGUUGAUACAACUCAAAGGGAAGUGAUAAAUUUAAAGGAAAAUGUCAUGACAGAAAUCAAUUCAGUUAAAAUGAGUUUGGAGGAAGAAGGACUUGAGGUGAUAAGAGUGUCUUCAGGUGAUCUCAUCAAGUCUGGAGAUUUGCAGAGUACUUUGGUAAAUGAAAACAAGACUGAGAAAAAUAGAAGGGCUCGCUUGGAAGAGUGGCUUACAGCAAAGGGUAAGACACCGCACACGGUCAAAAGAAAUGUUCGGCGAGAAACAUUUGAUGUUGUCAGACUCAGUCCAGAACUAGAGCAAUGUGUUCAAGUGGAUGAGGAUGCCCGUUUGGAAAGAAGUGAAGUGGACGUGAAUUGCGCCCUCGAUGAAUGCCUUCACAGCUGUCUUGGUUUCAUGAACGAGAUAAAGAAUGAAAGGAAAGUUAGUGAUUGGCUAGAAGAGCUACAUGAACGCUGCCCUCAAGUAAGAAGUAGAGCUUUGUUUUGGGUUUGUCGAGCUAAAGUUGCUGAGACUGUUGGCUUUGGUCAAGAGCAUGUCCUCGCUUUGUAUGAACAAGCAAUUGAUCACAAAGCAAAGCAGCCCACUGACAUUUUGAAAUCAGCGUUACAAGAUUUCACAAUCAGAUACUCACAAAGAAUGGACACUACACCCUCUGCAACUCCAAAACCUCUCCUACGCACACCUGGGCCAGUGUCGUCAAGCACCCGAAAAUACUGCCCCACCCCCAAGGUGGAGGAGGGUACAUCAUCUGUGGUCCGUUACUCUCUUGUUAAAUCCACGCCCAUUGUAAACCGAUUGAACAAAAGCAUGGAUGGCAGUUCUCAACGGUUUUUAGUGACGCCUGUCCGACGUUCCAUACGGCUUCAGAAGAUCGCUGGUAGAGGUCAUAGUACUAGUCGGGGGAAUAACCGAUGCAUUUCCUCCCUACAAGAUCUACCAGCGGAUAUGGAAAGUCUGGUAAUGAAGCCUAAUAGAGCUUUAGAGGAGGAAGUUAUGGGCACAAUUGAUGAAUAAGAUGAUUUUAUUAUUUUUAUUUUGUUUUUCAUUAUUUGAUCAAACAAUAGCCUGGUUCACGUCGAAGUUUUAUCUAGAUAUACAUCCACUUAACUAGUUAAAAGUUUGACGUGAACCACUCAA